AUGUCCGUUGCAAUUGGUGAGACAAGACAAAGCGCCGUGUACCAUGACAGUAUCAUAGGGGGAUGCUCCUGUCAGCCUCGGGGUUGUUUAAUGCUCGUUCGUUGUACGCUUGCCUUCCAUCUGUUUUCUCCGACGCUCCUGGAGAGUUUUCAUUACUUUGGGAGCAUUCCUGGAAGUCUCAGCGCCUGGGUGGCGCAGACCCGCCGAGCGACAAUGCUUGACGGUAGCAUGAUUCCUGGUAACAGUCUAGUCUUCGGACCUGGAGGGCAGGCUUCCAUCAUUGCCCCGCAGGACAACGGUGACGGUCCUCAGAUGGCUUCUCAAGGAUCGGAUCAAUUCCCACAGGGCGUUCCUGAUAUCGGAACGGACUCGACUAUAGCCGCGAAUACAAUGUCUCCGUCCAAUUUGCCUUCAAGCAGCAUACAACUCUCUAGUGAUAUCCCGACCUCUACUAGCACUGCUGCGUCGUCUACACUAUCCCCCGUCAUCUCUGUGACGUCGAGCCCGUCGGUACAGUCAGCAGUAUCGACGUCCACAAGCUCGCAGCCCACGACGUCUAGUCUUACCUCAACUAUAAGCGUCACAACCUCUGUCAUACCAUCCUCUUCCGCAGUUUCCGAAGCGUCCUCCGGGUCAGCUCAUGAUGCAAGAUUCUAUGCUGGUGUCGCCUUCGGCAUUAUCGCUGCCUUGACUGCCUCUAUAGCAUUCCUUACAUGGUGGCUACGCAUCAGGAGGCGUUCCCGCCGUCGAUCCGUAUCAGGGAAGACGCUCUGGCCAUGGACUAAGGACACCAUUGGUGGAUACGGAAGCGAGAAGCCCAGCUCGUUGACCGAUGGCGCGUCAUAUAUGUGGGAGCCCAGACAGAUCAAAUCUGCUUACGGGGGACAUGGCGCGGGGCUGCCACAGACUGGCGAGACCGACAUUGGUGGAACGUACCCGCGCCUCCCGCCGGUCAUCCACCUCGGCGACGGCAUCGGAUCUUACCCGACAGUCCAGCUGUGCAGCGCGAACAGCAGUGUCCCGGAUCUCGCGCCAGAUAUGGGUACGCUCCAAGUGACGAACCUAAUGCCGGAUGACCUGCGCUCGGAGUCAAGCGGCGGCGCGAGCCGUGCAAGCUCUGCGCUAGGUAUUGCAUCCAUGUCUCAUGCGCUGUCGUAUGAAUGCGGGACGCCGUACGCCCCAAUGGCAAUUGAACGCCCCCGCUUCCUCAGUCUGCAUGGGAGUGGGCUUACCGUCCCUUGGGCACUCAAAGAGCGUCCGACCAGCAUGGGCCGUCUAGGUACCUCAGGGGGGUUUAGCGACAAAGAUCUAGGCCCCUUAUCAUAUCCUGGGGAUGGAGUCGCGAGAGGAACUCAAACCAGUGGCUGGGCCGCGUCGCUGAAGUGGAACCUAGUCAAUGCAUUCAACACGGUUGUUGGAGCAAACAACGCAAAUGAGCCGACCUGCAGCACUUGGACCCCAGCCCCCACUCGAAUACGAGGCGAUUGCAGAUCGAUUUAUAGGGACGCUGCAAACUCGGGGUUGGGUACUCUGUCUAGAGCGAGCACCAUGCGCUCAGUCCAUUCGAGUUUCAAGGAGUGGAAGGCGGAAAACAACGGACAAGUAACGAGUCCCUUUCAUGUCCACUUGCCAGAAAGAGCCGACUCUUCUCCCUGGCUGUCCGGUACGCUUCUGCAAGAGUACAUCCAGGAGCCAUCUAGAGCGGAAGCACUACCGGAGUGCCAGGAAACAUCACCUUCACUUCCAGAAUCACGCAUGGACGUCAAAGACGAGGAUGGCUUCCACGAGGCGAAUCCAGCAGGAAUCACUGUUAUGGAUCUUCCUCAGCUACCGGAACUUCCGUCCUAUCAGGCCGAGCAGCAUCGCCGUAUGACAACGCAAACCCGUCGACGUGUAACGAAGAGGCCACGAGGAUCUCGCCGCCCGACCAUGCCUUCCGGGCGGACGUCCUCGUAUUGUUCUGAUAUUUCCAGACAGUCAAGCGUCUCUUCUGAGCGCUUGACGGACGCAGAACAGUUCGCGAAGAAGAUGCUCAGAGAACGGAGGAAGAGGGUGCUAGAAAUGAGUACAGGGCCAAGACGGAGGACAUCAACUCAGGUUCAAGAGAAGUUUGUGGAGAUACCACUCUUAUGA
Messenger RNA from Postia placenta MAD-698-R-SB12, 2133 nucleotides. RefSeq lists its product as hypothetical. Lineage: Eukaryota; Fungi; Basidiomycota; Agaricomycetes; Polyporales; Adustoporiaceae. The record is from RefSeq and is a predicted model, not a curated record. The transcript is spliced from 4 exons. The coding region runs from base 1 to 2133 and encodes 710 amino acids.